CUAUCGGUUUAGUCAUAAUAAUAAGGACGACUUCGUGGCUGUGGUAACUAGUGAAGACCGCAGUCAAGCUAACAACAACAGAUGAAACAGGUUUAAAAUAUGUUCACAUCGAAUGAACUAACUACGAAUAACUUCAACAACGGAGAAAAUUGAGAUAUUUUCUGCAGGAGUGUCCAGUGACUAACUACUAACUAGUGAACUACAUAUUAUGAUGCCAUGGAGGAUAGGAAGCUGAAGAGAAAGAUUUCUAGGCCCUCCACCAACCAGGCCCCUGCCCCACCAACCAGCACCCGGAAGAACACCGCCUCAGGACGGCAUCUGGGCUUCAGCCACAUGGGUACACACUCCAGCCAGAAGGGGAAGAGCCGCAGGGGUGUGAAGGCCAGACCGCAGCAGGCUUCAGGCAGUAAGGCAGGCCAGAGCCAGGCGGACCCCAUCCAACACUCCUUUCUGACGGACGUCUCCGAUGUGCAGGAGAUGGAGAAAGGACUGCUGAGCCUUCUCAAUGACUUCCACAAUGGAAAAUUACAGGCCUUUGGUAAUGAGUGUUCUAUAGAUCAGAUGGAACAUGUGAGAGAGAUGCAGGAGAAGUUGGCUCGGCUGCACUUUGACCUUUAUGGGGAGGUGGACGAGAUGCCUGAGGACCAACGGAAGACCGCCUGCGACUCCAACAUGGACAAACUACUGCUCAACGUAAGAUCUGGCAAUAGGUUUGGUUAAUCUAGAGGAACUGAGUUCGUCAAUUCAGAAGCUGAAUCUGGCAGACAGCCAGGAGAUACCCAGGACAGCCAGCAUUUAAGUCGGUCUGCAGUCAAGUCUCAUCUCCUUGUCUCCUAACCUCUUCUCCUUAUUUGAUUUCCUUAUCCCCUAAAUUCAUUUCCUUAUAUGCCUCUUCGCUUCUCCUCUAACAUCCCCUCCCCUCUUCUCCUCUACCGUCCCCUCUCCCGUCCCCUCUUCUCCUCUCCCGUCCCCUCUCCCGUCCCCUCUUCUCCUCUAACAUCCCCUCCCCUCUUCUCCUCUCCCGUCCCCUCUUCUCCUCUCCCGUCCCCUCUCCCGUCCCCUCUUCUCCUCUAACAUCCCCUCCCCUCUUCUCCUCUACCGUCCCCUCUCCCGUCCCCUCUUCUCCUCUACCGUCCUCUCUCCCGUCCCCUAUUCUCCUCUAACAUCCCCUCCCCUCUUCUCUUCUCCUCUCCUCCCCUCUCCCCUCUCCCGUCCCCUCUUCUCCUCUACCGUCCCCUCUCCCGUCCCUUCUUCUCCUCCACCUUCUCCUCUACCGUCCCCUCUCCCGUCCCCCUAUUCUCCUCUAACAUCCACUCCCCCUCCCCUCUUCUCCUCUACCCUGCCCUCUCCCGUCCCCUCUUCUCCUCUAACAUCCACUCCCCUCUUCUCCUCUCCUCCCCUCUCCCCUCUCCCGUCCCCUCUUCUCCUCUACCGUCCCCUCUCCCGUCCCCUAUUCUCCUCUACCGUCCCGUCCCCUCUUCUCCUCUAACAUCCACUCCCCUCUUCUCCUCUCCCGUCCCCUCUUCUCCUCUACCGUACCCUCUCCCGUCCCCUCUUCUCCUCUACCGUACCCUCUCCCGUCCCCUCUUCUCCUCUACCGUCCCCUCUCCCGUCCCCUAUUCUCCUCUACCGUCCCCUCUCCCGUCCCCUAUUCUCCUCUACCGUCCCCUCUCCCGUCCCCUAUUCUCCUCUAACAUCCACUCCCCUCCCCUCUUCUCCUCUACCCUGCCCUCUCCCGUCCCCUUUUCUCUUCUUCUCUCCCCCACCCUCCCCUCUUCUCCCCUCUCCCGUCCCCUCUUCUCCUCCAACAUCCCCUCCCCUCUUCUCCACUCUCCACCCUCCCUUCUUCUCCACUCUCCCCUCUUCCCCCCCCCCUCUUCUCCUCUACCCUGUCCCCCCCCCCCCCCCCCCCCCCCCCCCCCCCCCCUCUUCCCUCUCCUCUCCUUGGGGCUAGGGGUUUAUGUGAUUGGGCCUAAUCACCAUCCUCCACUUAUCUGUCGAACACACUGCAAACACAGUUGCACAUAUUUGUGACUUUGUUUAAAGGGGGAAACUCACUGCACAUAUCCACAUGAGUGUCUGGACAAAUGUUCAUGCCUUUUUUUAAUUGUUUGCCUUUUUAUUGUUGCCUUGGUUUGAACCAGUGUUACAUUGAGAUAUAAAGAAAUAUAUAUAUUUAUUUAAAUAUAUAUAUUUGACCUUCUCCUACACAUAUUUGUCUUAUAUGCAGUUGGAAUGCAAUAAUCAUAUUUGAAACUGCUUGAUUGUCAACCUUUUAUUUAGAGUAAUCCUGUACAUUACAGAUUGAGGUUUUAUUGUUUAUUAAUGUGGUUGGGGUGGAUUGUUCUGAUUUAUUUUCCUCAGUUUUAGGAAAAAGUCAAUAAAGAGAAUUCUAAUGACUUGAA
Messenger RNA from Oncorhynchus kisutch (coho salmon), 2405 nucleotides. RefSeq names its product coiled-coil domain containing 28A (gene ccdc28a). The record is from RefSeq and is a predicted model, not a curated record. NCBI's taxonomy places the organism in Eukaryota, Metazoa, Chordata, Actinopteri, Salmoniformes, Salmonidae. The coding region runs from base 217 to 720 and encodes 167 amino acids. The transcript is spliced from 6 exons.